ACGAAGGGAACUAUAUACACACACACACACACACACACACACACCAUUUGUGCCCGUUGACUUUUACUUCCAUUUUCCGCGUAUUUUUUCCACGUCUGUGGAAAGUUCUCCCCCGGCUGGUUUGGGCUACGAGGGGGGACAACAAACAGAACAAGGAAAGAAACAAAAGGGCAGGAGAAAAAAAAAAGAAAAAGUGUUGUUAUUUUAUUGGAUUUCCUCGUUCACUCUCUAGAUCAGAGAGAUCCAACCGGAACGAUCCUUGAAAUUGAAUUCUUGCUUUGUUUUGCUUCUUUUUGAUAUUUCGAGUGGCCCUUACGGGAACAAAGUGCAACAUCAUGAUCUAACAGUCCCUUCCCAUAUCCUUGAGAGAAUCAAGUUAACUUUUUUUCUUUGACAUUCAACUUACAUGUAUAUUGUUUUGUUUUGUUUUUAUCUACCGGUUGUGUGUAUGUGUGUGUGUAUCGGAGCUUAAAUGGUUCGUUCUGCCUGGUGGAUGCAUUAGAAACAUUAUUCCGCAUUGCAGCAGUUGUGCGUGUGGUUCCAGUCUCUCUCUCUCUCUCUCUCUCUCUCUCUCUCUCAGCUGUGUACAUGUAUGUGUGUGUGUGUGUGUAUUUUUUUUUCUUCCAUCGCUGCAAGCCACUAGCUUCGUCCACUGCGUAAACUGUGCGCAAAAUUGCCUUUCUUUUUAUAUCAAAAUCUCCCUGCCCCCUUCAAAAAAUAAUAAUAUAUUUACGCUCGGUAUAUUAUUACAUCAGGCCGAAGGAAAUAAGUGAGUGUGCAAGCGCAGGAGACAGUGAGAAAGAGAAAAACAAAACAACAACAACAACAACAAGAGGAAAACAAAAAAAAAAUUAAUCGAAAAAAAAACCCCUCGCCAUGAGCAUGAGGCGGAGCGUGCUCCGCCGGGAACCCUACUCACCCUUGGGAUUCAAACGGAAGGGCUCGGCCGAUUCCAACUACUCGCAGCCUUCGUCGGAUCUGUCGCUGGACGAUGAACGUGAAGCGCUCCGCCGGGAGACCGAACGCCUGGCCCUGGCCCAACUCGACAAGGCCAGAACCAAGCCGGUGGCGUUCGCCGUGAGGACCAACGUGUCGUACGACGGGACGAUCGAUGACGACUCGCCCGUUCACGGCAGUGCCGUCUCCUUCAACGUCCGCGAUUUCUUACAUAUCAAGGAGAAGUACGACAACGAUUGGUGGAUCGGCAACCUAGUCAAGGAGAAUUCGGAUGUGGGCUUCAUUCCGAGUCCGGUGAAAUUGGAGGCGUUACGAGUGCAACAGCAAGGCCAACAGCAGCAAGUGAGGAAUUCGCGGCUGUACGCCGGCAAGGCCUCGUCUUCGUCCAACCUCAGCGCCCUCAACGAUGUACUUUCCAACAGCAAGAGCUCCAAUUCCCGUGGAUCUACUCCGCCCACUCCAGGAGACAACUCCGACUCGGUGGGCGGCUCCAAAUUGAACAAGAGCGGGAUACCGGGUAGCGGCGCCGGCUCAAAGGAAAAGCGCAAACCUUUCUUUAAAAAAACGGAAUCGAUCCCGCCCUACGAUGUGGUGCCUUCCAUGAGACCCGUGGUGCUGGUCGGGCCAUCGCUCAAAGGCUACGAAGUCACCGAUAUGAUGCAGAAGGCUCUCUUCGACUAUCUCAAGCACCGGUUCGAAGGGAGGAUCAUCAUAACGAGGGUGAGUGCGGACAUCUCGCUGGCCAAACGCUCGCUGCUCAACAAUCCUUCGAAGCGAGCGCUAAUGGAGCGCUCCAAUUCGCGUUCCAACUGCAUUGCCGAAGUCCAGGCCGAGAUCGAGCGCAUCUUUGAGCUGGCCAGAACCCUCCAGCUGGUCGUCUUGGAUUGUGAUACAAUUAAUCAUCCAUCUCAACUGGCCAAGACGUCGUUGGCACCGUUAAUAGUUUAUCUGAAAAUCUCCUCUCCAAAAGUGCUACAGCGACUCAUCAAGUCUCGGGGCAAGUCGCAAAGCCGCAACCUCAACGUCCAGAUGGUGGCGGCAGAAAAGCUGGCCCAGUGCCCGCCAGAGAUGUUUGAUAUAAUCCUGGAUGAGAACCAACUGGAAGACGCUUGCGAGCACAUCGCCGACUACCUCGAAGCCUACUGGAGGGCCACCCAUCCACCGAUCAAGACGCCACCUCAACCCCCUGUGCCACGUCCCCAGGUGACGGCCAGCGCCUCGGCCACGUCGCCUCAACACCACCCGGAUCACCAUGCGCGAUUAGCGGCCGGACGGAACGUCGCCUCUCCGCCAGCUGUCGAAGUGCCGGAAUCUUACGGGAGAAUGCGUAGCAGUAAAGUAGUGGCUUACCAUUCAACCCGAGGCCGUCCAUCGCGGAGUAGUGAUGUCGAACCGGACGAAGAUUUGGGUCCGUCGCCAUUGCCACCUCAGCAGCCGCAUCACCAUCACCACCUUCAUUCGCAACAACAGCAGCAACAACACCCGCAAUUACAGCGGACGCAUUCGCGCGAUUACGAUUCGCGGGACUACCGUGAGAUGCGUGAAAUGCGUGACCCUCGUGAAAUGCGUGACUAUCAUCACCAGAGAGACUACCAUGAUCACCAUCCGUCACACCACCAUCAUCAUCAGCAACAGCGACACCAACAGCAUCACCAUCCACAGCAACAGCAUCAUCAACGCGAUUGGGACGACGUCGAUGACCUGCCAGUUGUGCCAGUCGUUGGACAGUCCGGUGGGGGUCGGGCACUUCAGCGGCAUCAUUCACGGGAAUCAGAUUAUCCGCAGUCGCCCGUGCCCCGGAACGUGAGGCGAACGCCAGCCAAUCCGAUCUAAAAAAAAAAAAAAAAAUAGUUUAACGAUUUUUUUUUUUUUCACGUGCUUACGUCUAACUUUUUUUUUUUCUAUUGGUCUCUCGCUUCAGUGAAUCCCAUGGCAACGCCGCAUCUAUAUUUUAAAAAAAAAAAGGUCUCUCCGUUUUUUUUUUUUCUCGUCGUCUGGUGCUGAACGGAUUCUCACUUGACUUAUUUCGUGAAAAGAAAAACGAAGAGGAAAACAUAGCAAGUAUAUACCGAACACAAAAGAUACAAAUAACAAUGAGAUAAUUGUUGUUAUUAUUUUCUUCAAUUCUUUUUCUUUCCCCCCAAAAUAUUCGUAUUUAUUUGGUGCGGUCGACGUUCCCGCUUUGGUUUUCCGACGCUCGGCAUUUUUUUUUUUAUGUCGGCGUAAAACAUAUUUUAUAGUGCGGCGUUUUGGGAUGGGAAAAAAAGCGUUGAAUUUUGGGUUUCCCUCCUUUAUUUUGUCGCCAUUUCCCCGUUUUUUUUUUUAAAUUGAUUGAUAUCCGUUCGUCCCUUCUCCCUCUUCUUAAUCCCGUGUAAACGUCUUUCACGUACGCAGCCUUACACACCACACACCGACACUGACCACUCCCACCUUGAUUUGAUCCUUUGAUGAAACUCUAGUCAUUAGAUCAGCGACCAACUUUUUCCUGCAUUUUUCUUUGAUUUAUUUUCUAUUAUUAUUAUUAUUAUUAUUAUCUUUUUUUUUUCAAUGGUAUUUGUUGAUAGGGAAGUCAUCGACCAUUUUUCGACUUUGAAAUAUUGAACUAGUUGUGUCUACACAUUGUGUAGUUGAAUUCGUUUGCCUUGACAAAGUCAAGCGCGAAAAUGCGAAUGUGCAGUGAGAAUUUUUGGCAUCUGCGUUUAUGCGUCUAACACAACAGUCAUUUGAAAUUGCCCCACAAAUAAUUUUUGGCAACAGAAGAUGUUUUGGUGCAGUCGUGCUCGCUAUUUGUAUUAUUCAAACAAUUUCGAAACAACCAAAAAUCAAACCUUUUUUUUUUCAAGUCUAGUGUCCGUCUUUUUGCUUUUCAGAAGCUUCUCUGAAUGCAGCCGCUUUCCCUUUUUCUGAACAAUUUUUGCAAAGGAGUCGCAUUAUUGAUUGAAAUCCUCUCUUUCUCUACUUAUUUGAUUUGAUCUUCUUUUCACGGCACUUUCGUCGUUGGCUUUGUAAACCGCCUAAAAUGACGCAAAACAUUUGGAUAGGUACAUAUCGUUCGAUUUCGUUUCCCCGCUGCGUUCGGCCUUUUUCAAUCGAUCGUUUUCUUGUCAAGUUCCGUAGUUUUCCCUUAUUCUAUAUUUUGAAAUGGUACUUUUUGCACUCCCCCCCACCCUUUUUUUCAUUUAAAUAGAAGCUGCUUCAUUGGUUCGGUUUAUUUAAGAGUUUUCAAAUUCCCCGCCGCUUUAUCGGGUCUCGCUCGUGGAUGCCAUCUAUGAAUGGUAUUGUGAAGGAGAAGAGAGAAGAAAAAACAAUGAUAAAAAACAUUGCUGUAUAAAGAUUUAUACAUAAAAAAAUGUGACGACCGUAGACUCCGGCAGUCCUGCCCUUUAUAUAUAAAUACAAUCGCAAUUGAAAUUUAAAGUUUUAAAUUUAAAAAAAAUGGCUACAAUUAAAUGUAUAGCUAUAUUCAUUUCUAUUUUAUUUUAAUUGAAUCCUAAUUUUUUUCCUCAUCGAUUUCAUUCUUAUUUAUUUGGGCCCUGAUUUUUGGAAACACAUUUUCCUCCUCGUGCGUACGUCUGAAUGUUUUGAGUGUAUGUGUGAGUGUAUUUGAUUUGUCCCUCCCGAUUCCCCCCUCCCUCGUGACUUUGAACAAAUCUAAAAAUUUAUAGAUCCAUGCAAACUGUCAUGCAGAAUAUUGACGACAGUAAAAACAAC
Daphnia carinata is the source of this 4668-nucleotide messenger RNA. It is a transcript of the gene Ca-beta, whose product is annotated as voltage-dependent L-type calcium channel subunit beta-1-like. Gene Ontology annotation, molecular function: high voltage-gated calcium channel activity; protein binding. Gene Ontology annotation, cellular component: voltage-gated calcium channel complex. Gene Ontology annotation, biological process: regulation of voltage-gated calcium channel activity; calcium ion transmembrane transport; neuromuscular junction development. The record is from RefSeq and is a predicted model, not a curated record. The coding region runs from base 877 to 2790 and encodes 637 amino acids. The transcript has 10 exons. Lineage: Eukaryota; Metazoa; Arthropoda; Branchiopoda; Diplostraca; Daphniidae.